AUGGCUACUCAAGAUGGGCCCAGCGUUCCUCGGAAGAAGACCACGACUUACGGCAAGACCUCGCGCAAACGACCUAUACACGCGUUUCUUGAACUGUCGAAUAGCUCGCAACGUGCCAGCAGUGAUGGAAAAGACACCCCCACGCAGCGUAUUCCCACAGACCCGAACCGAGACCCCUAUGAUAUGUCCGAUGACGAGCCUACGCACCUGCCACCAUCCCUCUCUCGACGCGCCGCAGCGCAGCUGGACCAGUUAACCAACAUAACUCCGGAUGCUCCCGCAAGCUUCAAGAAGAGGAAAGUACCAACAGCCGUUACUACCAAGGCCGACCGCAGGCCCGGUAGUCACCCCGUUCCGCAUGCUGCGCAAUCAACACUGCCCUCUCAUCCACGCCGUAUCAAGUCGUCUUUCGACUCGAGCAGCGCAACAUCCCCCCGCCUCGCGAAGCAUGAAUCAAAGCCGUCAUCGUCCAAGCCUGAGCCUAAGGUGAGAUCCAUACCGAUACCGGGACCUACGCCGAACCUUGAGCCAGAAAAGUCUGUACGUCACCAGCAGGGUGAGGCGUCUCUUCUCGAUGCUCAGGCCGCAGUCGAAAGCAACAUCCGGCAGAAGAGCGAAAUGAUUUCGCAGAUACGGCAUAAAAUACCAGCGCGCUCCCCUCUGACAGAACCCAGAUUCAUACGGGCGGCUUCGAUGGCAGUCGAGUCUUCUAUCCCAAAGCAGAAACGCCUAAACGUGGCAAGGCGCGUACGCUUGAUCGACCAACUGGCAGCACAGAAUGAUGAAGAUAGUUCUGACUACGAGUCUGACGCGUCUGAUGUGACGGAGGGGGGCAUUGCAGAGAUGGCCAAGAGCCAAAGUUCGCUUUCUACGCCGAUGAGGCCCACAGACGCAGCGAUGACCCCAAGGCCGUCGACGCGACCAAAACCGCUUUUGAGUCAAAGAAAAUUCCGGUCGACGUACGGAGAGCAGAGGACACUCAAGGCAGACGAGUCAGGCGGAGACGGUCUUGGAAGCCAAAUGAGUCUGGGUAUUGAUAGUCAGCUUGACGUGUCACCUCCUCCAAUGUCUAAGCUGGCGUCAUUCUCCUUUGAGGAAGAGGAAAUGGAGGAGGUUCCGUCAUCCAAAGGCGGCGGCAUUAUUGACAUCCAUGCUCUCAGGCAGGCCGGUGCCAAUCAUCGGUUCGCAGACAGUAUGGCUGAUCUCCUGGAUAGAGUAGGAACUCCUCAGCCGCCAAAGUCGCAGUCUUCUCGCUCAAGACGUACGGCACUACUAGAGCUGGCCACCAAACUCCGGGACAAGACGUUCGUACGCCAAUUCCGAGACCAAGGUGCCAAGGAUGCCUUAUUCCGGGCAAUUGGUACUGAGGAGGAUGUUAUCAGUGGAUUUAUCCUCUUGUCCGUCCUUCUGGUGCUCUUCACGUCAUAUUCGGUUCCUCAUCUAGUUCCACAGCUCCAGUCUGAAGGCAUCGCGCAACUGGCGUCUACGAUGUUUGACGAGGACGAGGACAUCAUUAGCCUUGCUAGUCAGCGGAAGUCAAAUCUCUCCAAGAAUGGGCAAGGUUCUUUGGCCAUGCUGCGAUUGACUCUGGAAAGGUUGGAGGUUUGGAAAGGCUCGCCCCCGAGAAACUUGUCGCCAAGAAUAUUGGCUCUCAAAGUCCUGUCCUUGUUAUGCAAAGACAAUGAUGGUCUGGCUACGAGGGCCAUUCUCGCAAGCUUGACGGAUCGUUUGUUUGGGUUUGUCAAGAAAGGCUGGGAACACAGUCGUGCUCAGGGAAUGGGAACUACCGAAGGUGGGAUCGCGCUGUCCCUUUUGGAGGGGUGCUCGAUUAUGGCCAUGCAGUCCGAGGCUGGCCCCCAAUGGACCAAACGCUACUUGCCCAUCCUCGCAGACAUCCUCACGGCAGCCAUGUCUCGGCCAAUGGCAGAGUUCGGUGAAUUCGAGUCCACAACGCUGAAACUAGCUCUGAACACAACGAACAACAACCCGACCGCAGCUGGCGCAUUUAGCAGGGGUGAACUCUUUCGAGAGCUGGCUGCCACCAGUCUCGCAGCGUUUGAGUUGCUAGAGCAGUCCAUCCGCAACGGGGCCUUUUCUAAAGAUAUUUACGAGAUGCUCAUGCUAAUGCUUGGGGUCAUGAUUAAUACCUCUGAGCAUUGCCCCUCGACCCGCCAGUCCGUUGACGCUUGGCAAGGUGAUGAUGGAUCACCCCUGGAAAAGCUAAUGGAGGUUUAUCUAGAUAACCGAGAAUCAGCUGUCAUGGCCGACUCUGUAGAAAAGACAUCAGUGGCCGUAGCCCAUGGCUAUUUGGCCAUUCUUCUGGGCUACCUUUGUCUGGGAUCUCAGGUUCGGCGACGGUUGGAAGAGAAAAGCCAAGGGAGGGGCAUCAAGUAUCUACUUGAUUCGAUCCAAGAGUUUAUGGCCUUGCACGCAAAGGUUGACACAGACGAGCUGACGACGAGCCUACAAAACCUAGUCAACGAGCUGAGGCAGAAGGGCAGGGUACCCGCAUGA
Molecule: messenger RNA, 2514 nt
Organism: Colletotrichum siamense
Lineage: Eukaryota; Fungi; Ascomycota; Sordariomycetes; Glomerellales; Glomerellaceae
Exons: 2
Coding region: 1-2514 (837 amino acids)
Biological process (GO): regulation of chromosome condensation
Source: RefSeq, a predicted model, not a curated record